AUGCGCAUUCACUUUUGGAGCCUGCUCACAGCGGCGACACUUGCUACAGCCGGAAAGCAUCUGCCGCCCCGCAACUACUCGAGCCACGACUACUAUGCCAUUCACAUUUCCCCAUCCGCAUCGCCAUCAGACCUCGCCGCGCAUCUUGGCCUGACGUACGAGGGUCCAUUUGGGACGCUCGAGGAUCAUCAUGUCUUCAAGGCCCCUAAACAUGGAAACGAUAUCGUAGACGACGCACAACAAGAACUGAAGAGGAGGCGGCGGAAAAGAGAAAUCGGUCUCGAGUACCACCCUCUCGACAGCAUCCACUUCACCCAAAAGCAGAAGAUCAAGGCGCGGCAUUGGAAGCGCAGCGUGAUACCCGAUCGGCCAGAUAGAGCCCCGCCCGUCACCCCUGCCAUUCAAGCCCAGCGCGAAGUUGCGAGCAAGCUACAGAUCAAGGACCCCAUCUUCGAGGAGCAAUGGCACAUCUUCAAUGUAAAGACACUCGGCAAUGACAUUAAUGUUACAGGUGUGUGGAUGCAGGGCAUCACAGGUGAAGGCGUCACCGCAUGCGUUGUUGACGAUGGCCUGGAUUAUACCAGCAACGACCUCAAGGACAAUUUCUUCGCCGAAGGCUCCCACGAUUACAACGACCAUGAAGACCUACCCACCCCAAAGCUCUCCGACGACCGACACGGUACACGAUGCGCUGGAGAAAUUGCUGCAGGAAGGAACGACGCCUGUGGUGUCGGACUUGCCUACGAUGCGAAGAUCUCAGGUGUGCGCAUUCUUUCGGGCGAUAUUACAGAUCUUGACGAGGCCCUCGCGAUAAACUACGAGAUGCAGAAGAAUGACAUCUACUCAUGCUCGUGGGGUCCACCAGAUGAUGGUAAGACCAUGCAAGCUCCAGGCAUUCUUAUCGAAAAAGCCAUGGUUACUGCUGUCCAGCAAGGUCGUGGUGGAAAGGGAUCCAUCUAUGUCUUUGCGGCAGGCAACGGUGCUGGGAGCGACGACAACUGCAACUUUGACGGCUACACCAACAGCAUUUACAGUAUCACCGUCGGCGCCAUCGAUCAGAAUAACGGACACCCGUACUACUCCGAAGCCUGCUCCGCACAACUAGUUGUGACAUACAGUAGCGGUGGCGGCGAUGCCAUCCAUACAACAGACGUCGGCGCAAACAAGUGCACCAACCAGCACGGGGGUACAUCGGCUGCCGGACCUAUUGGUGUAGGAGUAUUCGCUCUUGCGCUCCAGGCCCGUCCUGAGUUGACUUGGCGCGACAUGCAAUGGCUCACUGUCAUGACAGCUGUUCCGUUCGAUACGCCCAGUGACUGGACCAAGACCUCGAUCGACCGCAUGUACAGCCAUCAAUUUGGAUACGGAAAGCUCGAUGCUUACGCGAUCGUUGAGAAGGCGAAGGAAUGGGAGCUCGUCAAACCCCAAGCUUGGUUUUACUCGCCAUGGAUGCACGUGAAGAAGGCGAUUCCCGAAGGCAAUCAAGGUCUCGCCAGUGUCUUCGAAGUCAAGGAAGACAUGCUCAAGAACGCCAACUUCGCUCGCGUUGAGCAUAUCACUCUCACCAUGAACGUAGAGCACACGCGCCGCGGCGAUCUCAGUGUUGAACUCCGAUCUCCAAGCGGCAUGAUCUCGCAUCUCUCCACUGCACGCAGCGGCGACGAUGCGCCCUACGGUUACGUUGGCUGGACCUUCAUGUCCGUCGCUCACUGGGGUGAAGACGCCAUUGGCAACUGGACCGUCAUCGUCAAAGACGUCAAACCCGGUAACGCUAAGACGGGUACUUUCACUGACUGGAAGCUCCGCCUCUGGGGCGAAUGUAUCGACGCCUCUAAAGCCAAACUCCGCCCUAUUCCUGACGAACACGAAGACGACGACCACGAUAAGAUUGAUGAUCAUCCGGCGCAUACCACCAGUGUUACCAUACCCCCUGGUACCACACCUACUAUGACAUCUAUCCCCGAUGACCACCCUGAUCGUCCCGUGAACCAGAAACCUUCUCAAACACCGGCUAACGGUGGUGUACAGACGACGACUUCGGCAACUGCAAGCGCAAGUGCCACGGCGUCUGCUGCUCCAUCUGAGAACUUCCUCCCCAACCCCUUCCCAUCCUUUGGCGUGUCGAAACGCACGCAAGUCUGGAUAUACGGUGCUCUUGCCUUGAUUAUCGUUUUCGUUGCUGGUCUUUGUACCUAUCUCUUCAUCGCUAGGCGCAAGCGCAUGAAGGAAUCACGCGAUGCGUACGAAUUCGAAGUGUUGGAUGACAAUGAGGAUAGGGACGAUGCGGGCUUACUUUCUGGUGCUACCGGUAGGAAGAAGCGCGCUAAGAGGGGUGGAGAGUUGUAUGAUGCUUUUGCUGGCGAGUCUGACGAAGACUUGCUGAGUGAUGAUGAGGGCGACGAGGGCCCGUAUCGGGAUCAGGAUAGAUACAACGAGAAGUAUGCACAGGAUGAGGCAAGUGACGACGAGGGCAGUGGCAGUGGAGCAAGCUCGGCGGGGAAGAGGCAGUAG
Molecule: messenger RNA, 2511 nt
Organism: Alternaria atra
Lineage: Eukaryota; Fungi; Ascomycota; Dothideomycetes; Pleosporales; Pleosporaceae
Exons: 1
Coding region: 1-2511 (836 amino acids)
Biological process (GO): protein processing
Cellular component (GO): trans-Golgi network; Golgi membrane
Molecular function (GO): serine-type endopeptidase activity
Source: RefSeq, a predicted model, not a curated record